Molecule: messenger RNA, 1258 nt
Organism: Sarcophilus harrisii (Tasmanian devil)
Lineage: Eukaryota; Metazoa; Chordata; Mammalia; Dasyuromorphia; Dasyuridae
Gene: FUNDC1
Product: FUN14 domain containing 1
Exons: 5
Coding region: 221-688 (155 amino acids)
Biological process (GO): autophagy of mitochondrion
Cellular component (GO): mitochondrial outer membrane
Source: RefSeq, a predicted model, not a curated record
UUCCUCACGGUUCACGCUUGCGCAGGAAAGCUGAUGCCGGGGGUGGGGCAGGUUCAGGGAGGAAAAAGGGUUGGAUCAGGCGGAAGGCAACCAUAGAGUUCGGACUUGUCCCGCUCCCAGCGUAGAGCGGCCCCUAGAGUGGUGGGGUGAGCUGCUCGCAGAGGGGGGCUUGUCGGGGCGGGGGUGGGGGUCUUUUUGACUACAGGCCGCCGGCAGGAUCAUGGCGACCAGGAACCCCCGUCCCACAGAACAUGACAGUGAUGAUGACUCUUAUGAAGUAUUGGAUUUAACAGAAUAUGCAAGAAGACACCACUGGUGGAAUCGUGUAUUUGGCCACAGUUCUGGACCUAUUGUAGAGAAAUAUUCUGUAGCUACUCAGAUUGUAAUGGGUGGAGUUACUGGAUGGUGUGCAGGAUUUUUGUUCCAGAAAGUUGGAAAACUUGCAGCAACUGCUGUGGGCGGUGGCUUUCUUCUCUUGCAGAUUGCCAGUCACAGUGGCUAUGUGCAAGUUGACUGGAAGAGAGUUGAAAAAGAUGUCAACAAAGCAAAAAGACAGAUUAAAAAAAGAGCAAAUAAAGCUGCACCUGAAAUCAAUACUAUCAUUGAAGAGUCAACAGAAUUUAUCAAACAGAACAUAGUGGUAUCCAGCGGAUUUGUGGGAGGCUUCUUGCUAGGCCUUGCAUCAUAAGGACAUGAAUAUUGCUGCCUUGAUGGAUUAAUUAACAACAAAAAUAUUGGUGACAGUGUGCUUUCUUGCAAAGUAAUGCUGGGCACCAGAUUCUUCUGGAUGAGAAGACUAAUUAGUUGGACAACAAUGAAACUUUCACUUUUACACUUUAGGCUUUUGCCUUUUGAAGCUUGGCAAACUAGGAUUUGCUAGAAAAAACAAAACUGUGCAGUAUAUAUAUAUAUAUAUAUAUCGCAUUUCUGGACAAAACCUGGCUAAACUUUCAUCAUGAUUUUUUAACCCUGUGCCUGUUCAGAAAUUAGCAUUUUUAAUGUAACUGUUGGUAUAGAUAUGUAAUUGUCUCGGGAAAAGGACCUUUUAUUUGACAUUUUCCUCAUUGAAUUGCUAUUUUUUUCUUUAUUUAAUAAAGCAUUCUCCAUUGUGCUGUAGAAUAAAUAGUGCCAAUAAUAUGUAUUAUAGUUUGAAUAUCAACAGAUAAGAAAUCUGUUUGCAAUAAACUAGAAUUGUAAUGUACUUUUAUGGAAAGAUUAGAAAUACUUAUUAGAGAUAUUAAAAACUAAUUAAAGAUUU